AUGAUUGUCGCCGACUUGGCAGAGCGCCUUUUCGCAGAGGUGGACGUGAACGGCGAUGGCACGCUCACAGUGGAGGAGAUCGGCGUGGCCAUCCGACGGAGAAGAACAGAGGCUUUGAGACGGCAGCAGAAGCAGCAAUGGUUUCGAAAGCAGAUCUCCUCCAUUCAGCAGACGGUGGGCCUCCAGAAAGAGGGUGGCAACAAGGCCCACGAAGAGGCGGUAAAGGAGGCCAAGCACGAAGAACUCCAGGCUCGUUCGAGGGAGAUGAAACGAUCUUCGCGCAUCCUGCUGGCCUUUUCGGGCCUCUCCCCCGCUCCUUUCGUGCCUUUCUCCAUGCUCUUUAUUGCGAAGAAUGCCGUGCUUAGAAGAGCAGAUCUUGAGAACUUCCAUUGCCAGGAUCGUGAUUCAGGACUCCGAUGA
Symbiodinium sp. CCMP2592 is the source of this 420-nucleotide messenger RNA. NCBI's taxonomy places the organism in Eukaryota, Dinophyceae, Suessiales, Symbiodiniaceae. The record is from the annotation of a GenBank genome assembly.